This is a messenger RNA of Paramecium octaurelia, 320 nucleotides long. Lineage: Eukaryota; Ciliophora; Oligohymenophorea; Peniculida; Parameciidae. The record is from the annotation of a GenBank genome assembly.
CAUAAUAAUAAUGGCAACAACCCAAUAAGAAUUGCUCCAAUAACUCUAUGAUCUAAGAAACGAAUUCAACGAGCAAUUAAAGAAGGUCCAAGCUGCUCCAGAAGUAAGAUAAAUAAUUAAUUGCAAGAAUCAAGGAGAAAUAGUAACAUUGCAAGAUCAAAAUAGAAGAUAUGCCUAUAGAAUAGGUCACCUUACAAAGGCCGUUGAUGAAUUGAUUCAAUCAGAAGUAACAUCUUAAUCAUAAUUCUAGAAUCAAUUACAAGCAGAAAAUGCCUAAUUAAAAGCCAGAAUUGCUGAGUUAGAGAAGAAAUGAAUAACAU